Molecule: messenger RNA, 1941 nt
Organism: Triplophysa dalaica
Lineage: Eukaryota; Metazoa; Chordata; Actinopteri; Cypriniformes; Nemacheilidae
Gene: cyp26a1
Product: cytochrome P450 26A1
Exons: 7
Coding region: 192-1670 (492 amino acids)
Biological process (GO): sterol metabolic process
Molecular function (GO): heme binding; iron ion binding; monooxygenase activity
Source: RefSeq, a predicted model, not a curated record
GCCUGUGGGCGGGGCGAUAUGACACCACAAUUAAAGAUGAACUUUGCGUGAACUAAUUUAUCUGAGGAAGGUAACGGGAGGAGACCUGCGCGCCGUGGAUAUAUAAGGACGCGCGAGCGCCGAGUCUCUCAGUUUGCGCGUAAAGACGCGUCUCUUCUCCAAAACCGAGCUAGAUCUUUCCGCGUGUAGGCAUGGGGCUGUACACUCUCCUGAUCACUUUUCUCUGCACCCUCGUGCUCCCGGUGUUGCUCUUUCUUGCCGCCGUCAGACUGUGGGAGAUGUUGAUGGUUCGGCGCGUGGAUCCGAGCUGUGGUCUCCCGCUGCCGCCGGGCACCAUGGGUUUACCGUUCAUCGGCGAGACGCUUCAGCUCAUCCUGCAGAGACGGAAAUUCCUAAGGAUGAAACGGCAGAAGUACGGGUGCAUCUACAGAACUCACCUCUUCGGUAACCCGACCGUCAGAGUGAUGGGAGCAGAUAACGUGAGACAGAUUCUACUGGGUGAACACAAACUGGUGGCCGUUCAGUGGCCGGCAUCCGUCAGAGCUAUUCUGGGCUCUGAAACGCUGUCCAAUGUUCAUGGCACGCAGCACAAAAACAAGAAAAAGGCCAUCAUGAAAGCGUUCUCCAGAGAUUCUCUCCAGCAUUACAUCCCGGUGAUCCAGCAGGAGGUGAAGAGCGCCGUGCAUGAAUGGCUGCUGAAAGACGGAUGUGUGCUGGUUUACCCGGAGGUGAAGCGCCUCAUGUUCCGCAUAGCCAUGAGAAUCCUGCUGGGCUUCCAGCCCGAACAGAUCAAGACAGAUGAGGGGGAAUUAGUGGAAGCUUUCGAGGAGAUGAUCAAGAACUUGUUCUCGUUGCCCAUCGACGUUCCCUUCAGUGGCUUGUACAGGGGACUAAAAGCACGCGACUUCAUUCAUUCCAAAAUUGAGGAGAACAUCAGGAAGAAAAUGCAGGAUGGCGAUAACGAAAAUGAGCAGGAGUACAAAGAUGCUCUUCAGCUGUUGAUCGAGAACAGCCGCAGAAGCGACGAGCCGUUCAGUUUACAGGCGAUGAAGGAGGCAGCGACUGAGCUUCUGUUUGGAGGUCAUGAGACCACAGCCAGUACCGCCACCUCUCUGGUGAUGUUCUUGGCUCUCAAUCCAGACGUGGUGCAGAAGGUCAGAGAGGAGCUUCAGGAGAAGGUUGAGACGGGCGUCUAUUCUCCUGGAAAGACUCUGAGCAUGGAGCUGUUGGAGCAGCUGAAGUACACUGGAUGUGUGAUUAAAGAAACGCUGCGGCUCAAUCCGCCCGUACCCGGAGGAUUCAGAGUGGCUCUCAAAACCUUUGAACUCAACGGUUACCAGAUUCCCAAAGGCUGGAAUGUCAUCUACAGCAUUUGUGACACACACGACGUGGCUGAGGUCUUCCCAAACAAAGAGGAGUUCCGGCCUGAGAGAUUUCUGAGCAAAGACAUGGAAGACGCUUCCAGGUUUAACUACAUUCCCUUCGGUGGCGGCUCACGGAUGUGUGUGGGAAAAGAGUUCGCCAAAGUGUUGCUCAAGAUCUUCAUAGUUGAGUUAACGCAGCAAUGCAACUGGACUCUGUCCAACGGACCCCCGACCAUGAAAACUGGCCCAACGGUUUAUCCAGUAGACAAUCUGCCCACCAAAUUCACUUGUUACAAUAGAAAUUAAUCCAGAAAUAAACAUGAGCUUUGUACAUUUUAUAGAUAUAGAGACAUUAUAUAUAUAUAUUUAUAUAUGUAUAUAUUUUAGAUGAGCUGUCGUGUAUUUGAGAAUUUAUUUUUUUGUUUAUAUGAAAGAUGUGUGUAUAUAGGUCAAGAAAAACAAAGGCACUCUACUUUUUUAUGGAUCAUCUCUCAUGUAUAUUUGUCAUGUCCAUUUUUGUACUAUAUUAUUUAAUUUUCUCUUAUUGUAUGGGCUUUAUUUAAUAAAACACAUUCUA